ACUGCAUCAACUUCGACUCUCCAACUGAGCGAUCGAGCAAGUUUUCCGGUUCCGUCAAGUCUUUUCCGCUGCCUGUCGCGUAGCGAUCCUGAGCGAGUUGGCAGACAGGCCACAUCAAAAAUGAAUAAGGUAACAUUCAAGAUUACGCUAACUUCGGACCCGAAGCUGCCAUUCAAAGUGCUCAGCGUUCCCGAAUGCACACCGUUCACAGCGGUGCUAAAGUUCGCUGCAGAAGAAUUCAAGGUACCCCCCGCAACAAGUGCAAUAAUUACCGAUGAUGGCAUUGGCAUUAACCCCUCUCAAGCAGCAGGCGACAUCUUUCUCAAGUACGGGUCUGAACUCAGACUCAUUCCUCGAGACAGGGUUGGAUAUUCCAGUUAACUAAUGCGUCUCAAUACUAUGAAGCCGACUAAGUUUCAUGCAAGAGUGGACGUUUUCAAGUGAUGCAGACGGAGGGUGCUGGUGUGUCUGCACGAACAAGCCGGUGAAUGCUUCACCCCAAAAUUUGUUGAAAACAACGAUGCCAUUGCUUUGUCCUACAGUGUCCAGAUUGUCCAUUCCAUGUAACAAGGGGCACCGUGUAAUUGUUUAUUUGGUCCAAUGAUCUUUACUCGAGAAUCUGCGCAGAUUUGUAAUAAAUUUUCACAUUUUAUCGA
Ixodes scapularis (black-legged tick) is the source of this 656-nucleotide messenger RNA. It is a transcript of the gene Ufm1, whose product is annotated as ubiquitin-fold modifier 1. Gene Ontology annotation, biological process: protein K69-linked ufmylation. NCBI's taxonomy places the organism in Eukaryota, Metazoa, Arthropoda, Arachnida, Ixodida, Ixodidae. Bases 121 to 381 code for a protein of 86 amino acids. The transcript has 5 exons. Gene Ontology annotation, cellular component: cytoplasm; nucleus. The record is from RefSeq and is a predicted model, not a curated record.